Molecule: messenger RNA, 2112 nt
Organism: Culex pipiens pallens (northern house mosquito)
Lineage: Eukaryota; Metazoa; Arthropoda; Insecta; Diptera; Culicidae
Source: RefSeq, a predicted model, not a curated record
CAUAAAAGAUGUACCACUUCCCAGAUGUAAUAUUACCAUGAUUUUUUUUUCUGUGUAUCUGGACUGGUUCGACUUUUUCUCAGUUUCGCAAAAUCCCGAAGAGAGUGUCGACGACUAUGUGUGCCGGGUGAAGUCUCUCGCGAAGAUCUGUAAGUUCAACGCCUUGGAAGCUGAUAUGAUCAGAUACAAGCUGGUAACCUCUAUCAAGUGGGUGAACCUGCGUUCGAGAUUGGUCACUAUGCCCGAUCUAACGGAAGCACAAGCUGUUGAUUUCUGUCACGCGGAGGAGAUAGCCGAACGUCACCCCCUCACCGAAGAACAGCAAUACGUCACGGUCAACAGGUUGAAGCGGAAGGCGAGGAGGUGCAAAUUUUGUGGUGAACAGCAUGACUUCACCAAGGGAGUCUGCCCAGCUCUCGGCAAGAAAUGCUAUCGAUGUGGUGGCAAGAAUCACUUCGAGGUUGUGUGCAGAGCAGAACGGCGAAAGAAGCAAAAACGACGAUCUCGAAGGCAGAUGGCGUACAACGGAAGCAGUACCGACGAAGAAACGGAGACGGAGUCAACAAGCAGCGAAAGCGGUACAGUUGGAAAGGUGUCCGCCGGAAGUGGCAGCAUUGCAGCGAAUCUGGACAUGUGUAUCGCGGGAAAGUGGCAGUCAGUGCAGUGUGAGUUGGAUACUGGAGCGAGCACUAGCCUCGUGGGACGCAGUUGGUUACAGCGGAUGACCGGACAAGACAUGAACGAGCUGCAACCAUCUAAGUAUCGGCUUCGUGGUUUUGGAGGUGCGGAAAUUCCUGUGAUCGGUCAGACGGAAAUCCAAUGUCGACAAUACGGCCGUAAGUACUACCUGGUUCUGCAAGUUGUCGAUGUUGACCAUGGUCCGCUACUGUCGGCAAAUGUUUGUCGUACUCUGGGCUACUUGAAGUUCAGCAACAAGACUCAGUUCAAACUGCCGAAACCUGCUGAUACUCAACGAAACAUCUUCCGCAUUGAAGCUCAACACACGACAUCACCUGGCGUUCUGAAGGUUUACGAGUUAUCAAGCACGCAACCGGUGAGAUGUAGCUGUAAUUGUGACGUAGGUGUUUCACGGCAGCCAAAGGCAAAUGUUCCAGUUCACGUGCGCUCCAAGAACUUGCGAGCGGUUGUGUUUUAUGCGGUGGGUGGUGGGACCAGAAACAAACCGAAGAUUCACUUCCGAGUGUUUAAAAAAGAAAUGAAGACCUGGUCUGAGUUACGACAGCCGGGUCCUGUCCCGAAGGCAAUCUCCACCCUGUCGGACCGUGUUCCGGAGGAAGUCAACACUCUGCCAGGCCCUGUCCUGAUGGAAAGCGCAUCGCUGGAUCCUGUUCUGGAUGCAACCCAAGUUCUGGCGGGUCCUGUCCCGAAGGCAAUCUCCGACCUGCCGGACCGUGUUCCGGAGGCUUUCAACGCUCUGCUAAGCCCUGCUCUGGAGGCAAGCGCAUCGCUGGAUUCUGAUCCAGAUGCAACCCAAGCCCUGCCGGGUCCUGUCCCGAAAGCAAUCUACGCCCAGUCGGAUCUUGUUCCGGAGGAUUACACUGCUCCGCCAGGCCCUAUCCUGGAGGCACCCGCAUCGCUGGAUUCUUUUCCGGAUGCAGCCCAAGCCCUGCCGGGUCCUGUCCCGAAGGCAACCUACUUCCUGCCAGACCGUGUUCCGGAAGCAGAACCUGAAAAGGUCGGCGAUUCCGAGAUCAACCGAGAUUCCGCGCCGAAGUUAGACAAUCCAGCAAGCCCACCUGAUACAAGCCGUUCCAGAUGGACGGCUCCAACGACAACCAACCUCAACCCGAACGAGAGAGAAACCCGAACCAGUCGAGUCUCCCGCAUCUCCCAGAUCGAAGCGCAACAUCGACGGGAAGCCAUCAAGAAUCGAUGCGUCGCCGACGCACCAAACCAAGCCGAUGACCGCGAAACUCAAAAGCCACCUGACGAAGGUGCAAUCCAACGGCGGCCCUGGGACCUAGGGAUCGCGCGGCGUACGCAGUCCAGCUAGAACACCACGACCGAAUAGGGUUUGCCCCAACCCGUACGACGAGAAUGACUACGCCCCUGCGCAACGGCAGAGCUGUCAUCGACGACGUCAACAACAAG